This is a messenger RNA of Cheilinus undulatus (humphead wrasse), 756 nucleotides long. RefSeq names its product calcium binding protein 4 (gene cabp4). The transcript is spliced from 8 exons. NCBI's taxonomy places the organism in Eukaryota, Metazoa, Chordata, Actinopteri, Labriformes, Labridae. Bases 1 to 756 code for a protein of 251 amino acids. The record is from RefSeq and is a predicted model, not a curated record. Gene Ontology annotation, molecular function: calcium ion binding.
AUGGCCAAGGCCAAAGAGCUCUCUAGGGAUGUCAGGGACAAGAUUGUAGACCUGCACAAGACUGAAAUGGGCUACAAGACCACCACCAAGCAGCUUGCCAGGAUGUCUAUGAAAAGCACAAAGGGGGGAGCAGAAAGUAACCUGUCCUCUGCUACCAGCUCAAAGUCGAGGUCCCCAGGGGCUCAGGGCAGGAGCUCUGGAGAGGCGGAGCCUCGACGGAGCAGCAAGAGGAGCAGCAACAGCUCAGCGGUGGCUGCCGCCUAUAUCUCCUACCUCAACAAACUCUUUGGACAGGAGCGAGAUCUGAUGCCAGGGGAGUUGGAUGAGCUACAGGAGGCCUUUAAGGAAUUUGACUACGAUGCGGACGGUUUCAUCCAUUACAAAGACAUAGCAGACUGCAUGAGGACCAUGGGCUACAUGCCUACAGAGAUGGAGCUCAUCGAGAUCAUCCAGCAAAUCAAGAUGAAAUGGGGUGGGCAUGUAGACUUCGAUGAUUUCUGUGCUCUAAUGGGGCCAAGGAUGCUGGCUGAGACAGCUCACAUGGUCGGGCUGAAGGAGCUCCGCUGUGCCUUCAAACAGUUCGACUGUGAUGGCGAUGGAAAGAUCACGUUGGAUGAACUCAAAGAGGGUAUGAAGACCCUCCUGGGGGAGAGGCUGAAGAAAGGUGAGCUGGAGGAGAUCCUCUCCGACAUUGACCUCAACAAAGACGGCAACAUCGACUUUGACGAGUUUGUUAUGAUGCUCUCUGCACGAUGA